UCACUCCGCCCCCUAUUAGCCUUGGAUUUUGUGGGAUGGGUCAUGAAGUUUUACAGUGCCACACUUAUCCUACAAUAAAGACAGAAGCCGUCUUGUAUUUCAGUGCAGUGGUGUGUCAGAGGCAGGAACAGAGCAGCAGCCAUGGAUGACGUAUAUAAAGCAGCGGUUGAAAACUUGACAGAGGAGCAAAAAAAUGAGUUCAAGGCUGCAUUUGACAUCUUCAUUCAGGAUGCUGAGGAUGGCUGUAUCAGCACUAAAGAGUUGGGGAAGGUGAUGAGAAUGCUGGGGCAGAAUCCCACACCUGAAGAGUUACAGGAGAUGAUUGAUGAGGUAGAUGAGGAUGGCAGUGGCACAGUAGACUUUGAUGAGUUCUUGGUUAUGAUGGUUCGCUGUAUGAAGGAGGAGAGCAAAGGAAAAUCAGAGGAGGAGUUGGCCGAACUUUUCCGCAUGUUUGAUAAGAAUGGAGAUGGUUACAUAGACUUAGAAGAACUCAAGAGUAUGCUGGAGUCCACUGGCGAGGCCAUCACUGAAGAUGACAUUGAAGAGUUGAUGAAGGAUGGAGACAAAAACAACGAUGGCAAAAUUGAUUAUGACGAAUUCCUGGAGUUCAUGAAAGGUGUUGAAUAAAGGAUUCUGCUAGCAGCCCCA
Messenger RNA from Acanthochromis polyacanthus (spiny chromis), 648 nucleotides. It is a transcript of the gene tnnc1b, whose product is annotated as troponin C type 1b (slow). The transcript has 6 exons. Lineage: Eukaryota; Metazoa; Chordata; Actinopteri; Pomacentridae. The coding region runs from base 142 to 627 and encodes 161 amino acids. The record is from RefSeq and is a predicted model, not a curated record. Gene Ontology annotation, cellular component: myosin II complex. Gene Ontology annotation, molecular function: calcium ion binding.